Telopea speciosissima is the source of this 582-nucleotide messenger RNA. RefSeq names its product RING-H2 finger protein ATL74-like. Gene Ontology annotation, biological process: protein ubiquitination. The coding region runs from base 19 to 582 and encodes 187 amino acids. The record is from RefSeq and is a predicted model, not a curated record. The transcript has a single exon. NCBI's taxonomy places the organism in Eukaryota, Viridiplantae, Streptophyta, Magnoliopsida, Proteales, Proteaceae. Gene Ontology annotation, molecular function: transferase activity.
GAUUCUCGUUGAGCACACAUGGAACACCAUGGACCGCCGACCAAUGGAAGUAGCAACGGCAACGGUAACAGCAGCAGAGCAGGAAUGUCACGCAACACCUACAGCAACGAAGCAAACUUCGAUACCAACAUGGUUAUCAUCCUUGCAGCUUUGCUAUGUGCGUUGAUCUGCGCCCUUGGAUUGAACUCAAUCGUACGGUGUGCUCUACGUUGUGGCCGUCGAUUUGCUUUCGAAUCUCCGGGUGAAACUGCGGCAAGACUUGCUGCCAGGGGCCUUAAGAAGAGCAUGCUGCGUCGGAUUCCAGUUACGGAAUAUGGGUCGGGUAUGGGUAUUCAGGCGACAGAAUGCCCGAUUUGCUUGGGAGAGUUUGUGGAGGGAGAGAAGUUGCGUGUCUUACCUAAAUGCAAUCAUGGGUUCCAUGUGAAGUGUAUUGACACGUGGCUUGUAUCACAUUCGUCUUGCCCGACGUGCCGGCACUCGUUGUUGGAUCGGCCUACAGUAUCGGGUUCGGAUGUGGAUAGUGGGACUGGCCCAACCACCGGAGAUGGUUCUGUGGUUGUAGAUCUCGACGAUAUUAGUUGA